This is a messenger RNA of Tyto alba (common barn owl), 5228 nucleotides long. It is a transcript of the gene MIGA1, whose product is annotated as mitoguardin 1. Gene Ontology annotation, biological process: mitochondrial fusion. Bases 266 to 2149 code for a protein of 627 amino acids. The transcript is spliced from 17 exons. The record is from RefSeq and is a predicted model, not a curated record. Lineage: Eukaryota; Metazoa; Chordata; Aves; Strigiformes; Tytonidae.
GGCGGCUGCCCUGUGCAAAGAUGGCUGACGCGGACUCCUGACGGCGCGGGUCGCCCUCACGUGGCAGCGACAGGGGCCGCCUCAUGGGCGACCUCGGCCGCUUCUCGCUGGCCCGGAAGUGGAUUUGCUCCCGGGCUCCUAGCAGCCUCCGCGGGGAGGGAGCCGCGGUCGCGCCCCGUAGCGUCUGCCCCGGCGCUCGGCAGAGACCAUCUGUGACUGUUUUCAAGGUAGUUCCACUUAAUGAGGUUAUGGGAGAGAAGGAGCCAUGUCAGAAGAAGCUGUUACUGAGGCACGAUUUUCUCUGAAGACGGUAGCUUUACGGGUAUUUAAUCUUCCCCUUUCUUGGUAUUAUUCUCUUAACCAGGUAAAGCUUUCCCCUGGGUUAAAGAAGCUUUUCACAGUAACGGCAGUGAGUGCAAUAUCAGUUAUUUUUCUGGCCCAUCACUUUAAAAGAAGACGUGGAAAGAAAAGCAAUAAAGUGCCACCAUGGGAACCAAGUCACCUAGUAUUAGAGUGUACCAAAGCAGCUGCAUCAGAAAAAGGUUCUAGUUGUUCCAGUAGUCGGCAAAACUUGACUCUUUCUCUGAGUUCUGCCAAGGAAAAAGGAUCUCAGUCUUGUAUCUAUGCAAAUGGAGGACUUUUCAGUAAAUACUCUGGUUCAGUUCAAAGCCUGGCUUCGGUUCAGAGUGCCACCUCUUGUCACAGUUGUGCUUGUGCCAAUUCUAAUUCGUGGGAUAAAGCAGAUGAAGAUGAUAUUAAGCUUGUCAAUAUUCCAGUGACUACACCUGAAAAUUUGUAUUUGAUGGGUAUGGAGCUUUUCGAAGAAGCGCUGCGUCGAUGGGAGCAGGCACUAACUUUCCGUAACAGGCAAGUUGAAGAUGAAGCAAGUUGUGGUUCCAUUAAGCUGGGAGCAGGAGACGCGAUUGCAGAAGAAAGUGUAGAAGAUAUCAUUAGUGCUGAAUUCAUUCAUAAGCUUGAAUCCCUUCUUCAAAGAGCUUAUCGUCUUCAGGAGGAGUUUGAAGCCACCCUUGGGGCCUCUGAUCCUGCUUCUCUAGCUAAUGAUGUUGGAAUGGAAGGGUUCAAGAGCCACAAGAAUAAGCAAGUCCAAGAAAAUUAUGAAAUCCCUGUGGCCAAAAGAAGUAAAAAUAAAAAUACAGACAUUACUGUAAAGGAUAAUGCGGAUGAUUUCUGCCUUCGAGACACCUUAAGCAUUGCAUCAACAGACUCCUUUGUGUCCACAGCUGAGCUUACAGAGCACAGAGAGAUUCGUAAUACAUGCGGUCUAGAUUCCCUUUGCCAUUGCCCAUUGUAUGAAGAAGCUAUGCACUUAGCAGAAGAAGGCAAAAUUUAUUCACGAGUGUUAAGGACUGAAAUGUUCGAAUGUCUAGGAGACAGUGACUUCCUUGCUAAGCUUCAUUGUAUUCGACAAGCUUUUCAGAUAAUUCUUUCAGAAACAGCAAACAGAGUAUUUCUUGCUGAAAGUGGAAGAAAAAUUUUAUCUGCUUUAAUUGUGAGAGCACGAAAGAAUCCGAAGAAAUUUGAAGAUGUCUUCGAUGAAAUGAUAUACUUUUUGGAACAGACAGAUCACUGGGAUAAUACUGAAAUGGAACUUGCUGCUAGAGGCGUGAAAGACCUGAAUUUUUAUGAUGUUGUUCUGGACUUCAUAUUAAUGGAUUCAUUUGAAGAUUUAGAAAAUCCACCAAUAUCUAUACAGAAUGUAGUAAAUAACCGCUGGCUGAAUUCCUCUUUUAAAGAAACAGCUGUGGCUUCAAGCUGUUGGUCAGUACUGAAGCAGAAAAGACAGCAAAUGAAGGUGCCUGAUGGAUUUUUUGCACAUUUCUAUGCUAUAUGUGAACAUAUCAGCCCUGUUUUGGCGUGGGGCUUCUUGGGUCCUAGAAAUUCCCUUUAUGACCUAUGCUGCUUCUUCAAGGAUCAAGUGCUUUUCUUCCUCAAAGAUAUUUUUGAUUUUGAAAAGGUGAGAUACUCAACCAUGGAGAGUUUGGCUGAAGAUCUUAUGCAAUUAUUAAUCCGACACACUGAACUUUUAAUGGCCUACCUUGGAGCAGAUUCACUCAGACACGUCAGUGCUUGUGUCAGUGGUCAUGGGCAUGUCAUGACCAGUGGGCUCGUAGAAGCAAAAGCACAGUAAGUUUAAAAUCCAUGACAAGUGAGAGGGAGUGCACUUGGACGUGCUCCUUCGUGCCUUUCUCUCUAACGCCGAAGCUAUCAUUGCUGUUAUUGAGCAGGCAACUGAGAAUGUGUCAUGUCACUAAGUAUGGAAAAGGACUCAGGGAGGUUAAGUGUACAUCUGCGAAAAGAACUGGUGAGCAUAUCAUUGUAUUUACAUAAAUUAAUUUUGCAGCUCAACUGUCAUUGUAUUUAUACUUAAUGUAUCCCAAAGCUUUUUUCCGUAACACCUGGGUAAAGUUAAUUUAUGAAAUACUGUACUUUUGCGCAGAUAAUUUGUAAGUGAAGCUGAUGGAGUUGUUUCCUUUAAAGGCCUAUAGUACGAAACGUUCAUUUCAGUCACUCCAAAUCAUCGUGUGUCUAGAUCGAGAAGGUGUUUCGACUGGGGUAUAUGCAGUCUCCGAUUCAUGUGACACAUGCAAUAAAGUAAUCACACGCAUAAAGUUGAAUGUGUUGCCACUGCCCUGAAAUUACAUUUGUGUGGGUGCAAGCAGUCAUUUUGUACUACAGUGUAAAAGGGCGAUGCGGGAAAUGCAGGCACCUUUGGGGCAGGAAUGACUUCCAGUAUGCAUUUUUUACUUUAUUUUGUUUUAAAAUAUCUAAACAUCAUGAAGAUGUUUGAAAGCACUUAUUUAUAUUCAAAAAAGCUAUGCUAGCUUCACCAAUUAAUUUAAAACUUUUUAUUUUUUUUUUCAAACUGUUACUACUUCAUAUAGCGGUGGUAAAUAAUCUAAUACCCUUCUCAGUUCAUGUGUAGCAUUUCAAAAUAUAUUUUUACAUAAGGAUGUAUAAGGAGAUUUGCUGAUCAUGAAACAGAAUCAAAGGCAGUGUUUUAUAAUUUAAAAGUAUUUCUGUCUUCCUCCCUUCCUUGUAGGAAGUCUGGUGUCUAUUUCAGAGGAAAUUUAAGCAAUUGUGGCCAUCUAUGUGCAAUGCAAAACUGUGGCUCAGGAUAUGGAAGCUUGAACUUUAGAUAGGAGCACAGCAUGGUAAGAAGGCAUGAGGGAACUUGCAGUAAAGUUUUUUUUUUCUGCGCUAGAGGUAAUAAAUAGAGAUGAUGUAUAAUCUUUGAAUUUCUGUAAACUGAAACAAUGUUCCAUAGUUAGCUGAGGCUUUUAAACUACACUUACAUAUAUUUUGCCACACAAUGCCAGCCCACAGGAAUCUAUCCUGUGUCAAGUAAUACAGAGUAAGGAGAGAGUAAUUCUAAAUAGUCAGAUACUUGAGAAGUAUACUGUUAAAAUCUGGCAUAUUGAAACAAACUUCAGUUAGAAACAUUUCAACUUCUGUUGCAAACGCAACCCAAAAGGAUGAUACUUAAAAAGGAGGACCUGUAUAAUUCUGUAGAUUUUACUGAAGCCAACAUUCUGCUCCUUUGUUGUACUCAUUUGCUAAAUAUAAAAAUUAUGAAAAUGUGUCAUAUAACUUAUGUGAAAUGCCAACUGAUUAUAGUUUAUUUAAAAAAGUAUACUUCUAUGUGUAAUAAAACAGAAAUUCCAAAUGCUGCUGUUGGUCUAUUUCCUCCAUUCAAGUUGCUGAACUUGGCAGCAUGCUUCAUGCUAUACUUUUUUCUCCGCAAAGUAUGUCUUUAGUGCUGGAAUGUGAAGUUUUUCUCACCCAUCUCACUUAGCUUAAACAUACUUAUCUGCUCAGAAGUAUCUGUAUUUUGGUUGCUUUUUUCAAGCCUAUGAAUGAAAUUAUAUGGCACAGCAAGGCGUCAUCUUGUGUUCAGACUCAAUAGGAAUAGCUGGAAAUAGAAGUAACAGAGUAAAUUGCAUAUCCACAGCAGAUGUACUGCCUGGAGGUUGCAGUGGUUUGUCUGGUCUAGUAAAAUGAUACGAAGAAAAUUACACCGUAACAUUCAUCACAAAAAGACAGAAAUGUACUUUUUCACAGAAGUAAAUGUAUAUUUAAGUAAGCCAUUUUCAUAUUAUUUAUAAAAAGCUUUUAAAGAAAGUGCAACAGCAUUGCAUGAGAUUAUAAAUGUUUCCAGGUAAUUUAAAAGUCAAUCUUCUGUCAAAACAAAAAAGAUAUUUUUAAACAGAAGAAUGAAAAAGGCCUAAUGAAACACCAAAAUAUUUAGAAAAUGGGUAAGAACUUGAUAGUAUCUGGCUUAAACAAAUGUAUCCCUUUAAGUCAGGAGCACUUCCAUGUACUUGUAGAGCUCUCAAAAGUCCAUAGAAUGGGAUUGGCAAUUGAAUUGAUGUAUUUCCCAUCCAAAAUAAGAAUUACAGUAUCUGGUUGGUGUAAGAAACAACCAACAAAUGUUUGAAUGAGAAACAGUUAAGAAGAAAGAAAGAAAGAGAGAAAGAGUGUAAGGGAGAAAAAGAGAAGAGGGAAAUGUGCAGGUAGGUGUGGGUAGGCUUUUGAUCUCCUCUGGGUCUUUUUGGACCUUUUCCCAGAAAGCAUUCCUACAUUCUGUGCUUCCUAACGCCAGGGACAGAGCUGUACCUUGCCAUGGGAGGUAACUGUCUCCUUGUAACACAGAACUGGAAUCAGCUCUCUUAUAACUGAAGGUUUAUACACCUUAGUUAGAAGUUGUAUAAAGAAUAUCUGUUGAUAACCAGCCAUAUGGCUUAAGAAUUUCAGAGGUCCACCAUCUUUGAAAACACAAGUGCCAGAGAUGCACUAAAGCACUGAUAAUGUGAUGCAAUUCUAUUUUAGUGAAUUCAUAAUCAAAAUCAGAAUUUAGGAUAUAAUCUUGAAAUUUUUAAAUAGUUUGGAAUGCCACUUUCCAUGCUGAUAAGAACAAGCUAAAUGCAAAAGCCAUCCUCUUCUGCCAUAACUGUAUGCUGAAGAUCAGAAAUGUUGAAUGUGUAGGGAUUAUACAAGAAUCAAAUAUUUAUAUCAUUUGUAAUUUAGUUGUAAUAGUAAUCUCACUUUUAAUGUGUUCUUAAUGAUUAUUAUAUUUCACUUUUGUAGUCUUUGGUUCCUAUCAAACUAAAUGUGUCAAAUCAAGUGUCAGAGUAAGCAUAUUUGUGAACUUUCUAUUGCCUAAAUGAACUGCAGCUGUGUAUAUUAAAUAAAAUAUUUCAGUGAAACAA